UUUGAAAGGCCCCAGAGGAAACGCGCCGCUCUGACGGCCGCGUGCCUGCUCAGUGAAUCACGUCUGCACCGUCCGUCUUAUCUGCGGGUAUAAAGGCAGCAGCAGCUUCAGACGGUCCGGAGCCUCAGGACGCGAACAGAGGUUUUUUCAUCAUUGCCUGCUGGCCUUGUAGGAGUCAGAGAGGAUGUUAAUGAUGAUGAUGAUGAUGAUGAAGAAGAAGGGGUCAAAGUCUCUGGCUCUGGUGGCCGUGCUCUUGGCCUCUGCCUGCUGUGUCCUCCCUCCGUCCAAAGAGGAUCUUAAGGAGAUUUCCCUUCAGGGAGAGAAGUAUGUGGACACGCAGGUCGAAAACGCCAUUAACGGCAUAAAGGAGAUGAAGCGCGUGAUGCAGAAGUCCUCCGAGGAGCACCAGCGGUUUCUGGACGCGCUGGAGAAGACCAAGAAGCAGAAAGAGGAGGCGAUGCUCACUGCUCAGGUGACGGAGGCCAAGCUGGAGGAGGAGGUCUGCAACGACACCAUGAAGGCUCUGUGGGAGGAGUGCAAGCCGUGCCUGAGGAGCACCUGCGUCAAGUAUUACUCCAAGACCUGCAGCAGCGGCUCGGGACUCGUGGGCCGCCAGCUGGAGGAGGUGCUGAACAGGUCGUCUCCCGUCUCCAUCUUCAUCAACGGGGAGAACGUGGGCGCGCUGGAGCGGGAGGGCCGGCGUCAGAGCAAGGAGUUCCAGCAGCUGGAGGAGAAGUACGGGGAGAUGGCCGACGGCGUGGACAGCGUGUUCUCAGACAGCAUGAAGGUGGCUGAUCACGUCCACUACAGCCCUCCGGCCUUCUCGCUUCCCGGCUUCCUGGAGCUGUCCUCCCGCCAGGCCCGCAGCCUCCGCUCCCUCUUCCACGACCCGUUCCAGGGCUUCCAGGGUUUGUUCUCCCCCAUGAUGGGAAUGGGCAGGAACGUCUUCUCCAUGGACUUCGACACCGAUUCCCCUCCUAACGAAGACGGCGGCGUCAACGAGGACGUGGUGAUCACCAGGCCCUUCGGCAGCGGCCGGAUGACCUGCAGGGAGAUCCGCCGCAACUCGGCCGGCUGCCUCCGCUUCCGUGACGAGUGUCAGAAGUGCAGGGAGAUCCAGCACAUCGACUGCUCCGGGAGGAGGCCCCUGGAGGGCCCGCUGAAGGAGGAGCUGGAGGGAGCGCUGGCCGUGGCCGAGCGCUUCACGCGACACUACAACUCCCUCCUCAGGAGCUUCGAGGAGCAGGUGUUCAACACCUCCUCCGUCCUGGACCUGUUCAACAGGCAGUACGGCUGGGUGUCGUCCCUGGCCAACAGCACCGACAGCAAGGACGGCGUGUUCCGGGUCCAGACGGUGACCUGCAAGGACGCCGCCGAGCAGCACCCGGCAGAGAGCGACGUGUCCGUGCAGCUCUUCAACUCGGCGCCCAUGAACUUCACCGUCCCAAACAUCCCCUGGACCGACCCAAAGUUCUCCCAGGUGGUGGCGCAGGAGGCGCUGGACCGCUACAAGGAGGCGCUGGACCGCUACAAGGAGGCCACCGUUGCGGUCAAGUAAAACGCUGCAGGCGAGGGCGUCGCCGAUUCACCGAAGCCAAGCUGAAGCUCCUCCUGUAAAUCCUCAGCGUCCCGCUUUGAAAACGCCACAGGUUUAUCGACCUGCUGAUUUAGACUCGCGUCUAGUUGCUCCAGCAUCAGGUCUAUCAUCAUGUGACCCUGAGAAUGUUCAUGCACUAAUGUUGUCCAGACGGCGCCAGUGGUUUUAAUAAGCCAGUCCUCCCACCAACAGAUCUCUGAGGCCGUUAGGAGUUGGCUGAUGUGGUCGAUUUGCCAGAUUUAAAAUCACUGGUUACUGAGAGAAGUGCAGCAUUGAAAUAAGACCUAGACAAACCUAAUAAAACCUGCUCAUGUCCCACGA
Messenger RNA from Betta splendens (Siamese fighting fish), 1918 nucleotides. It is a transcript of the gene clu, whose product is annotated as clusterin. The coding region runs from base 185 to 1558 and encodes 457 amino acids. The record is from RefSeq and is a predicted model, not a curated record. Lineage: Eukaryota; Metazoa; Chordata; Actinopteri; Anabantiformes; Osphronemidae. The transcript is spliced from 10 exons.